Molecule: messenger RNA, 522 nt
Organism: Camelina sativa (false flax)
Lineage: Eukaryota; Viridiplantae; Streptophyta; Magnoliopsida; Brassicales; Brassicaceae
Biological process (GO): protein dephosphorylation
Molecular function (GO): protein tyrosine/serine/threonine phosphatase activity
Source: RefSeq, a predicted model, not a curated record
AUGAAGAAGCUUGACCUAAUAAGGGAGAAUCUAUACCUAGGCGAUAUAUGCGCGGCUGCUGAGGUUCUCGAGAAAGGUAGCUCUGAGAUUUCUCACCUUCUCACAGUGUUUCACUGCCCUUACAUGACUGAACUCUACGAUAAGUGGCGUAACGCGAAACUAAACUCAAAAGUAAUCAAGGAAGUGUAUGUUGGUGGUGAUCAAGAGGAGUCAUUACAAGAAGGGAGAGAGUUUGCGAGUGAGAGCGCCUUGCCAUCAGGCAGUCUUUUGUAUUCUAUUGAGCAAACUGGUAAAGCUCUCAAGUUUACAAGAAUGGUUGUGUUUGCUCACGAUAAGGAAUGGGAGAAUCUCCUUGAUUUUUUCGAUCUCUGCUUGGAUUUUAUCGAUGCUGGCCGCAAAGACAAAGGUGUUUUAGUUCAUUGCUUUGCUGGACAAUCUCGAAGUGCUUCUGUGAUCAUUGCGUAUCUGAUGAGGACUGAAAAGCUGUCUAGCAAAGGUAUGAAUUACGAUUUUUAUAACUAA